AUGACGGUCGCAUCAGAAAAUGCGUCGCAACGACGAGUGACGACCCCGACAGCGCCCACGAUUCGCCUUGAUCGCCUGCCCUCAGAACUGCGGCUCAAGAUAUGGUCGUGCUCUGUCGAGCCGCGCAUCGUGUUGCUGAACGAUCUCGUCCACCAGGCCAAGUCGUACCCGCUACCGGUGGUGACGCAGCUCAACGCGGAGGCGCGUAGCGAAUCGCGAGAUGGUUAUGAGCCUGUCGGCCGCGGAUCCUACUUUGAUUUCUCACGAGACAUACUCGUCUGCGACUACCGGCUAGCAGACCAGACUCAUCCUGACCCGACUACCGAGAAGCUGGCGCCCCGGGUCGAACGGGUUGUAUUCUGGGACUGCGCCCCUGACGAGGAAUCCAUCAAGUUCCCCGACCUGUACUCGGAGUACCUCACGACAUGCUACCACCAGAAGCGCUUCGGCCAGGUCAUCUUUGACAGGUUCUGGUUCCCCAACGCCCGCGAGUUCUGGUCCGUCAAGGUCGGCGAGGUCGACAAGAGCUGGAUGGUGCAUGCGGAUUGCGCUGCGCCGCUGGAGGUAAGACUGCAACAGUCGGCGCGCGAGUUUCGCUACUGGGUGGAGGACAACAUUAUCGAGAUUGCGCCCCUGGACCUCAGCAACACCGAGGCUCGCUUCAUACUACGGGAGGGUCGCUGCGCCAAAGAGGACUGCCACGAGCUCAAUGCCGGUCGCAUACACAUCGUCUCCAAGGUCAACUUGCUCGACGGGAAAUACAACGCGCCGGACGACGGGAGGGCUUGGGUCCGCGUCCUGCCGAGCUCAGGUGGCAGCGCCACCUCCCGUGCUGCCGUCGACAGGAUGCGAUGGGCCUUUGUCGAAAGAAGCCUGACCUUUUUUCUUCGGCACGACGUUGCGGACGAAUCCGGAAGCUUCUCCAGGAGGCGCAGGUGUCCCGGAUGA
Molecule: messenger RNA, 948 nt
Organism: Geosmithia morbida
Lineage: Eukaryota; Fungi; Ascomycota; Sordariomycetes; Hypocreales; Bionectriaceae
Exons: 1
Coding region: 1-948 (315 amino acids)
Source: RefSeq, a predicted model, not a curated record